Neofelis nebulosa (Clouded leopard) is the source of this 1690-nucleotide messenger RNA. RefSeq names its product distal membrane arm assembly component 2 (gene DMAC2). The transcript is spliced from 6 exons. Lineage: Eukaryota; Metazoa; Chordata; Mammalia; Carnivora; Felidae. The coding region runs from base 13 to 963 and encodes 316 amino acids. The record is from RefSeq and is a predicted model, not a curated record.
GACCGGAUCUCCAUGAGCCCCCAGAUUGAAGCCUACUCUGCUGUCUCAGCCUUCAGGGUUUCUGUCAACACCCAGGAAGCAAGGAGCAAGAGACAGCAGAAGGCCCCUCCCACUAAGGCUCGCGAUGGGAUCGCAGACACGCAGCCUCUGGGGGUCGGGAAGGAUCGGACACUCCAGACUCAGCGUCUCCUUUCCCAUCCUCCCCAGUCCCUGCACCUGGUGGCCCCAGUAUGGAAUGGGGGUACCAGGGGCAUCGGUGGCCUGAGCAGGGUGGUGGCCCCCGAGGGCAAUCAGAAGAAGGGGAGGUCGCUGCUCCAGUUCCUGGCUGACCGCUUCUAUGACGUGGAGGCUCUCAGGGACCACCUGCUCCGAAAGCGGAUGUCAAAGGUGCACCAGAAAAAUCGACCCUUCAACCACAUCAACCAGCGAUAUGGUCCCUACGUCGCAGGUGCCUAUUUCAUCCUGAAGCAGGGAGGCGCGGUCAGGUUUCAGGGCAGGGAGUGGAUCCGGCCAAAUCAGCGCGGCCACUUCUCUCUGGACUUCUUGAAGUUGCAGGCGGUGCCCAUAGAGGCCGUCGAUGCCAGCGGCUGUGCCAUCAACUACCAAGGCCUGGACAGCCUCUUGGCCCUGAAGGAGCUCCAGUCCCUGUGGCUGCAGCGCUGCCCCCACGUGGAUGACUGGUGUCUCAGCCGCCUCCACCCGCUGGCCAGCUCACUGCAGGAGCUCUCGCUGGCCGGCUGUCCCCGAGUCUCUGAACGGGGCCUCGCCUGCCUCCACCACCUCUGGAACCUCCGCAGACUGGACAUCUCGGACCUCCCUGCCGUGUCCAGUCCGGGCCUCACUCGGAUCCUGGUGGAAGAGAUGCUUCCUAGUUGCGAGGUCCUGGGGGCCGACUGGGCCCAGGGCCUCAAGCUGGGGCCAGAGGAGCAGCCUCAGGACACAGCCGGCCCCAUCCCUGCCUAGCUCUCGGCCAGCCACCGUCAGGCUGGAUCUCAGCGGGACCCGGCGGAGUGUCCCACGGUUCCCCAUACUUCUGGCUUCCGUCGGGUUCACUCGGUGUGGGGGUUGGGCUCUGGCUGGCUGCAUCCUGGGGGGAAAGGUCACAGCUCCUGUCUCCUGUCAGGAGGCUCUGUCCGCAGGCUUCUCUCCUGGGUUCCAACCAACAGUCGCCUCCUCCUGCCUCUUCAGGCCUGGGGGAGGGUUACCAGCCCCAGGAGCUGUGCUUCCCCCCGCGGUUUCCCCACACCUGCCCACUAGCACGUAAGAGACUCUGCCCUUGUGUCCAGAGACUCUCCAAGUAUCUUUAUUUGAGUGUGCUGCUGCUUCCUGCCUGGACCUGGCUGACAUGGGGGCGCUGCUGGCAUGCCAGGGGACGGGUCUUCGGGGUGUGACACCGCUCAGCUGACCGCAGGCUACGGCAUCCCUGGCCUGCACUCACGAGAUGCCGGGAGCGCCCCAGGUCCCACAGUGUUGCCGCUUACCCACGUAUUGGCUCCAAAUUCAGCGUUCUCGUUUUCUCCGUGAAAACUGACCUGGGCCUUUGCUAAGUGGCACGAAGAGGUUUGUCAGUAGAGGGCGCCCGAGAGGUUCCAGGAGGAGAGGCUUUUGCUUCCUGGUUCCCGACGACGAUGUGCUCAGAUGUGCUCACUCUUCGGUCUGGGCUCCCUGAGUGCUCGGUGGUCAGCAGCUU